AUGGGGAAACAAAUUCUUGACUCAAGGUUCUUUCGCGAGAACCGUGCACCGGGGCUUCCAUCCCCAGCUGAGGUUCGAGACAUAAAUGUGAAGCUGGGUGGUCUCUGGAGCAAGAACUUUCAUCGACCUACGCCAGUCAAAUUUCCAGCCUUGGGGAUGUUAGUCAAGUACGGCGCUAACACAACCAUUGGCGAGGCUGAAACCCAAAAAAUGGUCUAUGACAGGCUACAAGGCAAAGUGCCAAUCCCAGAGGUCUACGGGGGGACGACGGACGGGGGCCAAGGGUUUAUCUAUAUGGCGCUGAUCGAAGGCGAUACGCUGGAGGAAAGGUGGGUUACCAUGAGUGCAAAUGAGAGACUGGCGAUCUGCAGCCAACUACAUGGAAUGGUAAAAGAAUGGAGGGCUUUACAGCACACUGAAAAUGGCCUAUAUAUUGGAAGUUUGAACAAUCAGCCAUUGAGAGAAUUCUUUCUUCGUCAAGAGCCUGCCUUACAAGGACCGUAUCAUGGAACUGACGCCGUUCAUCGAUUCCACCAAGGCUGUGACCUUGAUAUCACGGGCGAGGUACCCGUAGUAUUCGCGCAUAAUGAUCUACUACCUCCCAACAUCCUCUUAACGCGAGGCUCGAAUCCUAGCGUGGUCGCUGUAAUUGACUGGGCUCAGUCUGGCUGGUAUCCAGCGUAUUGGGAAUACUGCAAGCUACGGCGAUGUACGACAAACUACUUCGAUGAUGAUGAUGUCCAGGAGGAAUGGGAGUCUAAACAUUUACCUCUUAUCGUCGAUCCGGUGGAUGAAGAGACCUUUUAUCACCCUUUUGUUUGGUUUUAUCUAUCUAAGGGCAUUUAA
Penicillium chermesinum is the source of this 846-nucleotide messenger RNA. RefSeq lists its product as uncharacterized. The transcript is spliced from 2 exons. The record is from RefSeq and is a predicted model, not a curated record. The coding region runs from base 1 to 846 and encodes 281 amino acids. NCBI's taxonomy places the organism in Eukaryota, Fungi, Ascomycota, Eurotiomycetes, Eurotiales, Aspergillaceae.